ACACGGGAAAAAUGAUUAAUUCAAGAAAAACAAUUAACAGAAAGUAAACAAACAAUGCCGGUUGAUAUUAACCGGCUGACGGAGGGCUGGCUGGAACUCGAAAGCGAUCCCGGUCUUUUUACGCUUUUAUUGGAAGAUUUUGGUGUAAAGGGAGUCCAGGUCGAAGAAAUAUAUGACCUACAAAAGUCACUGGAAGGUCCUGUCUAUGGAUUCAUAUUUUUAUUCCGUUGGAUCGAAGAACGUAGAUCAAGAAGAAAAGUGGUGGAGCAAGAUGAAAGCUUUGUAAAAGAUGAAGACAUCGUUAACAACAUAUUUUUUGCACAGCAAGUGGUACCAAACAGCUGUGCAACGCAUGCGUUGUUAUCGGUUCUACUUAAUUGUCCAAACAUCCACCUAGGUACGACGUUGUCUCGACUGAAGAUGCACACAUCUGGGAUGUGUCCAGAAAAUAAAGGCUGGGCCAUUGGUAAUACUCCGGAGCUAGCUUGUGCUCACAAUUCUCAUGCCAUGCCUCAGGCAAAGAGACGACAAGACAAAAACACUGGAGUCUCUACCGGCAGAUUUACUGGUGAGGCAUUUCAUUUCGUUAGUUAUGUACCGAUCAAUGGAAGACUUUUUGAGUUGGAUGGCUUAAAGCCAUAUCCUAUGGACCAUGGUCCUUGGAAAGAACACGAGGAAUGGACGGAGCAAUUUAGGCGAGUGAUCACAGAUCGAUUAGGUAUGGCAACGGGGGAACAAUUGCAGGACAUUCGUUUCAACCUGAUGGCUGUAGUGCCGGAUCGACGCCUAGCUAUAUCUCACAAAUUAACAAUGCUGAAAACCAACAGGCAGAUAGUCUUAGAGGCUUUGCAGCAACUCGUCAAACUGAGUCAUCAGGAUGGAACCGGUGAUAAAAGUGGGCUAGACUCGGACAGGUCCAUUGAGAAAAAGUAUGAUAGAAAUAGGUCCGACGAUGAUCACGUUAUGACAAAGUCAGAAAUGGAGACCUCGUCAACCGUUCCGACGAUCAGUGUGGAGAGAUGUCAUGAGUCUGCCGAUGGCGAGGAAUCAUCUUGCAUUGGUACAGCUGUCAAGACUGAAACUAGAUAUGGCAUGGAGAAAGUUGUAAUGUGUGCUCUGGAUUAUGCGACGCCACUUCGCAUUCAAACGUCACCAGCACACAGCUCAUCUAGCACGGAUACUUCUUCGGAAAUUGGAUCUGCUUUCAAUUCUCCUACACAAGCAUGGGGUUGGAAUUCUGGCCAGAGCAGUCCCACGUCGACAAAGGAUUUCAAGAAAUUUGUUGUGAUUAGAGUGGCAGGAGACGAAAAGAACGAAGCGGGCUUGAGUCGCUCCUUAGGCAAUAUUAACAUAAACGGCAAAAGACUAGUUUCGGAUAGUGGACAUUUGCAUAAAAAGGUAUGCUUGUCUGGAGAAGUAAGGGUGCCACAUGCGCGAGUGAAAACAAGUAACGGAGACACGGUAACGGAAGAGAAGAAAGUCGAGAAGAUGGACCCGAAAUUGUGCUCGAAAUACCCAGAAUUAUUCGAACCGCAUACAUUCGCGCCUAAAGACCUCCUUGCUCUUCUUAAAAAUCUAGAGCACGAGAUCAGUAUUUGUGAAAAUAGUCUGAAGGACGAGAACGAUAAGAGGAACAAAUACAAGGUGCGUCCUCUGUUUAUUAUAUUAUACUUUAUCGUUCUGGCAAACUUAUUAGAUCAAAUAACUCACCUGGAAUUCCAGAUCGACGAUUGUCGAAGAACACAUAAUUACGAUGAAUUUAUUUGUACGUUCCUUUCGAUGCUGGCACAACAAGGAAAAUUAGCAGAAUUGGUGCAGCAGCAUUUAACAUUAAAGAAACAUACAUCCGUGUCCGUCAACAGGGUACAUCGGUCUUCGAAGAAAACGGAAACCCGACAAAAUUCUUCACGCAGACGUCGAGGAAGGACUAAAUGUAAAAAACGGAAGUGAAAUUAGUCCGUUAACAUUAAAAUGUCGAAUCAACAUCAGCCGAUAACUCUGUAGUACCUCGUGCUCUUGGAAUGGUUGGCGCGUAAGUUAUCCUUCACUUUGAAGCCAUCGGUCAAAUUUAGUCAUUUUCAUCAGGAUUUUGAUAGCUGCACUCUAUUCGUGUUUCGUCUUUUAAUGUGUAUCAUAAACCCAGUAAUCAUGUGUCAUUCAGGGCUCUAUUCCAGGGUCAUGUUUUAGCGAUAGUUUCUUUUUCUAUUGCAAAUGUACAAAUUAAUUCUCGUGUGUAUCAACGUUUACGAUUUUACUAUUUAUACACAUUUUAAGCGCCCCACAGAAACGCUAUUUUGUUUUUAUAUUGCUUACACUUUUUAUCGAAUAAAUCUUUCCUUGUAUCGACGA
This is a messenger RNA of Orussus abietinus, 2349 nucleotides long. It is a transcript of the gene calypso, whose product is annotated as ubiquitin carboxyl-terminal hydrolase calypso. Gene Ontology annotation, biological process: protein deubiquitination; ubiquitin-dependent protein catabolic process. Bases 55 to 1950 code for a protein of 631 amino acids. Lineage: Eukaryota; Metazoa; Arthropoda; Insecta; Hymenoptera; Orussidae. Gene Ontology annotation, cellular component: cytoplasm. Gene Ontology annotation, molecular function: cysteine-type deubiquitinase activity. The transcript is spliced from 6 exons. The record is from RefSeq and is a predicted model, not a curated record.